UAGCAAUGGAGUGUGCAAAGAAGUGGUGUACAAUAGUUAGAUUCGUGGGUUAAAGUUGCUAUCAGUAUUUUAAAACUAAAAGUGAGUCCAAUCAAGUAAUCCAACUUCUUGGGCAAUUUGGGAAUGAAGCUGUCAUGUCAAAGAAAAAAUUGGAUGAUAUAGCCCUAUAAAAUAAUGUAGAAUUCCACCAAUGUUGCAAAGACCAAACACUUCCAAAAAGUCAUGGAGAGGAAGCAAAAAGAGAGAAAAGGCCAUUUGGUGCUUGUUCCUUGCCCUCUACCAAGCCACAUGUCUCCUAUGCUUCACUUGGCCAAACUUCUUCAUGCUCAAGGUUUCUCUAUUACCAUAAUUCACACAGCAGUUAACUCUCCAAACCAAUCUCAUUACCCUGAGUUCUCAUUUGAAUCCGUUGGUGGUGCCCUGUUGGAGAGCUGUAGUGCCUCUGAAGGGGAUGUUAUGCCUUUUCUUUCAGAACUAAACUUGAAGUGUGAAAUCCCAUUCCAUGACUGCUUGGUAAAAAUGCAAAUGUGCAGUCAAUACAAUCCAAUCUCCUGUAUAAUAUAUGACGCUGUCAUGUAUUUUUCUGCAGCAGUUGCUGAUCAUUUGCUGAUUUUUAGAAUUGUUUUACGGACAAGUAGUGCCGCAAACUACAUCGGGCUAUCAAUUCUUGAUGAGAAUGACUGUCUUCCAAUCCAAGGACGCAGAAUGGAAGAACCGGUAGCUGCGUUUCCCUUACUGAGAUUUAAGGACAUGCCAUCGUUCCGCACAUGCAAACAAACAAGGGAUGUUUUAACCUGCAUUUACAAUGGAACGAGAACUGCUUCAGCUAUCAUCUGGAACUCCCUUUGGUGUCUUGAAGAUGCCUUGUUCGAGAAAAUUGAAGAUGACACUUUGGUUCCAAUCUUUCCUGUAGGACCUCUUCAAAAGCACAGUGGCAGCUUCUCCACCAGUUCUUUAAGUGAAGAGCAGAGUUGCAUUGCCUGGUUAGACAAACAAGCUUCAAGUUCUGUGGUCUAUGUGAGCACUGGUAGUGUAGUUACUAUGUCCGAGGAUGAACUGUUAGAGAUGGCUUGGGGGCUAGCCAAGAGUAGCCAACCCUUCCUGUGGGUGGUUAGGGCUUGUCUAGUCAAUGGCUCAGGUGGGGUAGAGCAGUUACCAAAAGAAUUCCAUGAGACUACCCGAAACCGAGGCUGGAUUGCUAGUUGGCUGCCGCAGCAAAAAAUUUUGGCACAUAGAUCAAUUGGAUGCUUUUUGACACACAAUGGUUGGAACUCAACGAUUGAGAGUAUAUCAGAAGGCGUCCCGAUGCUUUGUUGGCCCCGAGUCGGGGAUCAGAGGGUGAAUGCAAGAUUUGUAAGCCAUGUUUGGAGGGUUGGCUUACAAUUGGAGGACAGAUUGUCGAGAGAAGACGUCGAAAGGGCCAUUCAAACUCUCUUUGCCGACGAAGAGGGUAUCAAAAUCCAAAAGCAAGCCAAGGAGCUAAAGAAGAAGGUUGAACUUUCCCUGAGACAGGGGGGGCCUUCAAGUGAUUUCUUAAGCAGAUUAGUUAAUUACAUUAGACUCCAAGGGGCAAUGAUAAGGUUAUCAAAUGCUUGAUUAUCCAUUUGCUUAGCCAUCCAUAUCCCUAUUUCUUCUAGAAUAUCUACUUUUCCUUUUCCCAUUUCUCUUGUUUUCAGAAUUUUCUUUUUCCUUUUCUUUUAAGCCAGACGUGUGUGGAUUGAUAUUCCUAUAAUAAUGUAUGUUCUGAGUUCUGCCAUGUAAUACACAUGUUGAAAUCAUACGUGAAAGCUGCUGUACUAGUACUGCCCACUCUUAACCUUUUUCAUUAGAUGCUAAA
Momordica charantia (bitter melon) is the source of this 1837-nucleotide messenger RNA. Its product is annotated as UDP-glycosyltransferase 76B1. Gene Ontology annotation, molecular function: quercetin 7-O-glucosyltransferase activity; quercetin 3-O-glucosyltransferase activity. The record is from RefSeq and is a predicted model, not a curated record. NCBI's taxonomy places the organism in Eukaryota, Viridiplantae, Streptophyta, Magnoliopsida, Cucurbitales, Cucurbitaceae.